GAAGUCCAUUCUGAGGGCAAAAUAAUCCGCGACUUCCUUCCUGCGCUAACAACAUUCUGCUCGGCUCUAAUCAAGAACCGCAUCGUCUCGAUAGAAAAUUAACAGGAGAAAAAAAGUGAAUGACGUUAAUGAAAAUGUCUUUAUAAAGAUGCACAGCCUGCUGUGGUAUUACAAGUCAGCAAGCGUUUCAUAAUAAUUAGUCGCGGGUUAUAUUAAUAACGUCAUUAGCCACAAGCUAAGUUAUUAGCCUUUUAGCAAUAGCCAGCUCCUAACGUGUGAGACAUUAUUUACGUUUAUUGACAGGUGAAUUACAGUCCGAGGGAUCGUUACUCUGGACAAAAGGCGGAAUUAAAAAAGGAAGAAAGCGCUUCUAUGCCCCAUGUUCGAGGCGAUGACGUAAUGUUUUCAUCUAGUUUACCGGUACCUGUGAAAGGUGGAUUCUAUCCACGAAAAGGACCAGAUUCUCAUCAUCAGACACUGACAGUCAUAUGAAAAGCACGGGAUGGUGCAGCCUCAACCUGAUGGCCCAUUGCAGUGGGACAUGUCUGGAGAGGACAGUGGAGGGGCCCUUCGGGUCCCACCAGAACUUGCUGCCAAUGAAGUGGUGACCAGAUUGUUAGGUGAUAACCAGCAGCUGCGAGAGGCCCUAAGAAGGAGUAACCUUGCCCUCCGUCAGCGCUGCGAGGAGAUGGAAGGAUGGCAACAAAGAACAAGAGAAGAAAGAGAGUUUCUUAGCUCCCGUUUCCAGGAGGCCCGGUCCCUGGUAGAGAGACUGGCCCAAGAAAACCACUCCUUAAAGAGUAUGGUAAAUGGACCAACCUCCACCAACUGCUCAUCUUCUAGUUAUGGCUGCCAGACUGAAGACCUUCAGGGACGCCCAGCCAGGAACGGUCCACAUGAUGGACCACAGACACUAGACCAACGAGAGAAGAAGAGAGUUGAAGAAGUGGAUCAGCACACUCAGACCACACCCCCUCGCAGCCUGGGUGAUGCCACUGUGCAUAGCUCGUUGAGUAGCACCCUCCCUACUCCCCCUGCCUCAAUGUCAGAGGUACUGGGGGAGUUUUUGGGCAGGGAAUACUGUCAGCCGGUGGAAGGUGCAAGUGAUUUCCUUCAGCUGCUGAAGAGCCAUAAGGAAAAACUGGAAGAAGGUAUGAGAGAGCUGCGGAGAAAGAAUGAAGAGCUGGAGAGGGAGCGAGAAGAAGGAGAGAAAGAGAAAGAGUGGAUGAGACGCUGCAUUGACCAGCUACAAUCCAAACUGGCGCAGACACAGGCGACCUUUGUUAGUGAGGAGGCUGUUCAGCAUCGAUCGGAGGCUCAACACUCCUCUGACAGCUCUAGUCUGGCUAAACUUACAGAGCAGCUUCAGGCCACACAGGGCAGGUAUCGGGAACUCGAGGAGAAACUUGAUUACCUGCAGAAAAGUUCAGCUCAACGUGACAGAACUGAAGCUCUGCUCAAACAAAAGGACAAGGACUGCACUCAGUUGGCCAAGGACUGUGAGGCUUUAAAAGCCCAGGCGACAUCCUUACUUGGAGAGCUGAAAGAGAGACAGAGCUGCUUAGAAAAAAGUGAGCAUGACCGCAAAAUUUUGGAGGAAAAACUGGGUAAUAAGCUGAAGCCUCUACAGGCUGCAGAACGAGAGCUGGAUCAGCAGAGGAAACAGCAUCACGUGGCUAUGGACAAGCUGCUGCUGCAGACCCAGAGCCUGGAACAAGCGCUAAAGACUGAGCGUCAUGUGGUGACAGAGGAAAAGAAAAAGCUGACUCAGCUGCAGCAUGCCUACACCUGCCUCUUUAGAGAUUAUGAUUCUAAACUGAAGAGUGAGGGAGGAGAUCUGUCCAUCAGACUGGAGGAGGCAGAGCGAGCACUUGCCCUGAAACAAGAUCUGAUUGACAAACUGAAGGAAGAGGUUGAGCAGCAGAAAGGUUCACUGGAGACGGUUCCUGUCCUCACUGCACAGGCCGAGAUCUACAAGGCAGAUUUCUUAGCAGAACGAGAAGCAAGAGAGAAGCUGAACCAGAGGAAGGAGGAGCUGCAGGACCAUCUGACACAGGCCAUGGCUGAGAUUGACAAACUCAAACAGGAAGCCACAUCACGUGCACGUAUGGUGGAAAUGAAGAUGAGACACAUGGAAGACUUUUCACCACGGGCUUCACACAUUCCUCCUCCACAAAAUGUGUUCCCAGGUCCAGCUUUUAACACAGUGCCUCCUGCCCCCUCAUUCCGCAUCCCCUGUUUGGCUCCAGCGGGUGAUCCAGGAGCUGAAGAUGUGCCUGAUUUACGUUGUCCCAAAUGCCAGUACCAGGCCCCAGAUAUGGACACUCUGCAGAUACAUGUCAUGGACUGCAUACAGUAACAAAAACAGUGUCGGUACUGGGACAACAACACACACGUAUGCAAUUAUGUGGUGCAUAUAUAUUUACUUUACUGUUUGAUGUACAUUUCUGGACAAGGACUGGGAAAAUGUGUUUGGUACUUGCACCGUACAUUGUCAGCCAUGUUAACACAAACACCUACAGAAUACCACUCACACAGACAAAAAAAAUUGUAUAGCUUUUAUAUCUUCCGGUCCAGACACGUGGCAAACGGAUGACAGUGAGAACAAAUGAAAUGAAAAGAGCCACACUGGUGUAUUUACUAAUCUGAUCCACAGACACAGUUUCUGCUGCAUCUUUUCAGUUCUGUCGCCGUACUGUUUGUGUUGCUGUUUCUUCUUGUCACUUUCUUCUGUCCUCCUUUCCUCUCCAUGCCUUAACUUUGCCUUAUUGAUGCACAUCAUGCCCACCAGUGUUUCCACGUGUCCCUCGCAUCCGUUCUAUUUCAAGGAUACAUCCAUACUACAAUGCAGAUUUAAUAAUUAAAACUGCAUUUUUAAUCAAUAAGCAACAAGCUAAAAACAUGGUUUUCAUCUUACAUGACUUGGAAAUUGCAGUCAAAAUCAUACGCAUCACUAACACACAUCAGAUAAAAAUCGGCAUGUUCUGGUGUAAAUGAAAAGCUGAUGUUUCCCUGAAACGAAUGCAGUUUCAAAUAUGUGUUGCACCCACAGCACGUCACAUGCAGCAGGUUUGUGCAGUUGCAUUUUGACGCAUAAGAAUGAUAUUGACAAAUAGUAAAAUGUUUUAGAGAAGAUCAAAUAUUUUAACUGUGGUGAAUCACCACAUGCUGGUUUCACGUGGUGAUUUUCACAUGGCGGAUUCUUCGGAUCCUUCGGAUUCACAUUGUGUAUAGUUGUGAUGCAAGAAAAAUAUAUUGACCUAUAUUAAAUAUGUAGAUUAUAUCCCAAUUGUGAGGCAGAGACAGGGUACAUGUGCUAACUCUACACAGAGAGUUUAGUAUAUCAUAAUAUAUGAUUUCCGACAAAAUAUAAAAAUUAUGAAACACUCCAGGCAAUUUUUUUGUGACUAGAAAAAGACAGAUAAUUCCCUGAGAUAUCAACAAUCAUAGUGAUUAUACUGUAAUGCUAGUGAUGAUGCAAUCAAACCACAGAUGAAGACAAUUCAGUAGUUGGUUGGCAGUGGGCGGUCUGCAUACAUUGCCGCUGAUCCCUGGUCACCUGUAUACUAUUUUGCACACAGUAGCUUUAGUAAUACUAUGAAAUUGCACAGUCUAUUGGGGGACGAAAAACAUUUCAGAAUACUUAAACGCAAAUUUGAAUAUCUCUUAAACUGAGCAUUACAACAUUGCUGUUGUGUGAAAAAGACAUACUAUAUCCAGAGUGUGAUGUAUUUGUUUGUAAUCAAAAAUUGCUUUGAAUGUAGAGGGCUGCUGUAGUAAGCCGGUAUUAUUGGGACAAUGCCUCUUACCAGAAGGAUGAGGGUUUGACUCCAGGCUGUGCCAAUGUGUUCCAGGGAGAACCUUGGGUUUGGGAUCUGUAUCAAAAUAUUCAAGUGAUUAUCCACUGUAGAGCCCACGAAAAAAUGGAAUGCAAAAGCAGUUUCCUUCUCUCUAGAGUAGUAUGGACGUAGCCACAUUCUCUUAAGUUCGCUGGUAUCUGAGGAGGCACUGUUGCCAAACUAUGACAUACCAUAGAUUCGGCAUGUUUGUGUAGACUUUGACUGUGUCAUCCUUGUACACAAGAUAAUUUUUGAGCAAAGUGAUGAUUUGUCAAACACAUGCUGUACAUCAUGGGUUUAUCAAACCCUCAGAGAAAUCCACAAUACAAUGUGAAUAACCUUGAGAAAUUGAGCAUAUAAAAGUAUGUUUUAAUUAUAAUUGUUGCUUGUCUAUAUUACCUCAAACAAGAUCUAUGAUGUAGUAGAGAUGGAUUUACUCUUGUUGUGUGCUUGUAUUCAUCCCAACCCUGUUGAACGGUUCCACUGCUUUAUCUCUGACGCUGAACUACCCUAACCUGAUUUCCUCUGUGCUCCUGGUUCUGUCUGAUCUUUAUACAUGGCGUCUAUUUACAUUACUGAAUGUAAGCACAUAUUGUUGGAAGUUCCUUCACAGUUUGUGUGACUAUUGUCCGUAAUUAUGGGUUAUUCAGUGCAAAGAACUUUGUUUUGAAACUGUUGAAGAUUUACCAAAUAAAUCUGUUAUUCAUUA
This is a messenger RNA of Cynoglossus semilaevis (tongue sole), 4548 nucleotides long. It is a transcript of the gene ikbkg, whose product is annotated as inhibitor of nuclear factor kappa B kinase regulatory subunit gamma. Gene Ontology annotation, molecular function: K63-linked polyubiquitin modification-dependent protein binding. The record is from RefSeq and is a predicted model, not a curated record. The transcript has 17 exons. The coding region runs from base 503 to 2359 and encodes 618 amino acids. Gene Ontology annotation, cellular component: nucleus; cytoplasm; IkappaB kinase complex. Lineage: Eukaryota; Metazoa; Chordata; Actinopteri; Pleuronectiformes; Cynoglossidae. Gene Ontology annotation, biological process: positive regulation of canonical NF-kappaB signal transduction.